AUGUCAUUGGAACAGGAGAGAAGUGCAUUGGAAGAAUUACAUUUUUUGGAACAAGAGAUUUCAUCAAGAAUUCAAAGAAAUCCGGAGUUAUAUCCAAAGUUUAAUGAAGAUUUAAAUUCAAAUUUAAAUAAUAAGAAGAAGAGAUCAUUUAGAGAAGUUUUAUUACAACAACAUGAAAUUAAUAGAUUUAUUGAUCAAUAUAAAAAACAAAAAUCAAAUUUACAACAAAGCUUAAAUGAUGCUGAAUCAAGAAAUCAAGAAAUUCAAUCAUUAAAAGAUCCAACAUUAGAAUUAAUUAAAUUUGAUGAAAUUUAUCAAAAUUUGAAAAACCAGAAUGAUUCAAAUAUUGUUAAACCUUUGAAUUCGAUAUAUGGUUUGAAAACUUCUAAAAUAAAUAUCCUAAGUGAAUUUUCAUCCGAUUUAGAAUUAGGUUUAAUGUUUUCAGGUGAAGAAUAUUUUGGUAAAUAUUUAGAUUUAUUUGAAUUUUAUGAAAAAUGGUUAAAUUUGAUUGGAGAUCCUACAAUAAGUUAUGUUAAAUUUUUAGGAGAGUUUACAAAAUUUGAGAAAAUCACUAAAAAAAAUGAUGAUUAUUUAAAAUAUCUACAAAAUUUAUCAAAUUAUUUAAUAAAUUUUAUUAAAAAAUCAUUACCAUUAUAUAAAAUUGAUGAAUUAAUAACAAAUAUUGAUAAUGAAUGGAAUGAUAAAAAUCAAUCAAAUGAAUUAUAUUGUGAGUAUUGUGAAAGGGAAUUUGCUAAAAAAACUGUUUAUGAUGGUCAUUUAAAUGGUAAAAAACAUUUAAAAAAUGUUGAAAAAAAGAAAUCAUCGUUAACAGAAGAUCAAAAUCAAUCAAAUCCAAGUUCUUCAAAGAAAAAUUAUGAAUAUUAUGAAUUUCAAAUACAAAAACUUGUUGAGCCUUUACAAACCAAGAUUCAAGAUACAAAAUUAAAUACAGAAAGAAGAAAAGCAUUAACAGAACGUGAAAGAAUAAUAGAAUUAUCACAAUUAGAAAAAGAUGAAGAAUUAUCUUCAUCUGAUGAUGAUGAAGAAAAUGGGGAUUCAAAUGAUGAGGAAAAUCAAGAUUUUAAUAAUGGAGUUUAUAAUCCAUUAAAUUUACCAAUUGGAUUUGAUGGACAACCUAUACCAUAUUGGUUAUGGAAAUUACAUGGAUUAGGUAAAAAAUAUAAUUGUGAAAUUUGUGGUGAUUAUACAUAUCAAGGUCGUAAGGCAUUUGAAAAACAUUUUUUAGAACCAAGACAUAUUCAUGGAUUAAAAUGUUUAGGUAUUGAACCUUCAAAUAUUUUUAAAGAUAUUAUAAGUAUUGAAGAAGCAAGAAAUUUGUGGAAUGGAUUGAAAAAAGAUAAAAGAAAAGAAGAAGGUGAAAAGGAAAAUGCUGUUGAAGUUGAAGAUGAAGAUGGGAAUGUUAUGAGUGAAAAAGUUUAUAAUGAUUUGAAGAAACAAGGAUUGAUAUAG
Molecule: messenger RNA, 1470 nt
Organism: Hansenula ciferrii
Lineage: Eukaryota; Fungi; Ascomycota; Saccharomycetes; Phaffomycetales; Wickerhamomycetaceae
Gene: PRP9
Product: SF3a splicing factor complex subunit PRP9
Exons: 1
Coding region: 1-1470 (489 amino acids)
Biological process (GO): mRNA splicing, via spliceosome
Cellular component (GO): spliceosomal complex; nucleus
Molecular function (GO): RNA binding; zinc ion binding
Source: RefSeq, a predicted model, not a curated record